Messenger RNA from Hevea brasiliensis (rubber tree), 1120 nucleotides. RefSeq lists its product as uncharacterized. The coding region runs from base 104 to 970 and encodes 288 amino acids. The record is from RefSeq and is a predicted model, not a curated record. NCBI's taxonomy places the organism in Eukaryota, Viridiplantae, Streptophyta, Magnoliopsida, Malpighiales, Euphorbiaceae. The transcript has 2 exons.
UUCUUACCUAAUAAUUAAUUAUGUCUUUAUUCUGUGGCCAUUCCACUACCUUUUUUACCUCUUUUAGGCUCCAAUCCUUGUUUAGCUAGCCACGCCACCGCUCAUGGAAGAUCAACAACUCUUCCAACCCCUCCUAUCCUCCGCCGCCCCCAUCAUCACCCCAACCCUACACAACGCUGAACAUGAUUAUUAUCAUAUCAACAAGAGUUUCUCUUCAUAUUCCAGCAUCAUUCUCCGGCUUUUCAUACUCAUUUCCAUUGGAGUUAUCUCUUUAUGGGCAAAAUAUGAAGCUUCAAAAGGCUUUGGAAUCACAAUAAUCAACGAUAUCAAAGACUCUCCCCUAGGCAAACGCUUCAACCUCUUGUACAUGUCCAACGACAAAGCUACUCGUUUAAUCCAAAGCUCUAGUUCUUUCGUUGAGAACAUUCUUUAUCCAAAUAUCAGCUACACCAAGAAGAAAGUGAACCGAGUCACUCUUCGGCUGGCUAGGUCCAACAUAACCAACUUGUUUGUGGUUGAAACAAACACAAACCAUGAGUUUGUGAUUACUGUAAGUCCAUCAAUAGUGGGUGAUACCAAAAACCUUGAUUAUGCUCUUAAAUCGAUAGUUUUACAGGGAUUGUCCCGCGUAUGGCUAUGGGACGAUGACAGUAAGGAUAAGGCUCCGCCUUGGCUUAUCGACGGCCUGUUGGAAUAUAUAAAGACGGUGGCAGGAUAUGGUCCCAUGAGAGAUUUUGAUGGGUCGGAGCUGCCGGAAUUUGGUCAGUUUUGCAUGGGGGAUAAGGACCCCUGGGCAGUGGCGCAAUUUCUUGACCAUUGUGAGCGGCACAGCAAGGGGUUCAUCCAACGGUUGAAUCAAGCUAUGAAAGAUGGAUGGGAUGAUCGGACGGUAGAGGAUGCGUUAGGGAUAUCAGCACAGAAUAUUUGUCAUUCUUUUGUCAACUCAGCAAAUGGUGAAUUACUACAGUAAGGCUGGACUCACUUGGAUCAGAGCUUGUAGUAACCGCAGUUCCUCCAAAAUUGCAGCUGCUUGGAAUCGGAUUCUUCUGAUAAUAGCUAUUGAAUGCAAAAGAAGCAUGAUCAUGAAGACUAUUGGGAUUGUAACAACUUCCACCACCUU